Molecule: messenger RNA, 7593 nt
Organism: Cygnus olor (mute swan)
Lineage: Eukaryota; Metazoa; Chordata; Aves; Anseriformes; Anatidae
Gene: PCDH1
Product: protocadherin 1
Biological process (GO): homophilic cell-cell adhesion
Cellular component (GO): plasma membrane
Molecular function (GO): calcium ion binding
Source: RefSeq, a predicted model, not a curated record
GAAAGGGGCCGUGCCUGCGCUGCGCUUCCCUUGCACAUCCUCACACACACCGAGGGACGGAGGCGGGCACGGACGGAGCUGCCCACCGGGGCUGCCGCCAGCCCUGCCGCCGCCGCUCCGCCGGAGGAGCCGCAGCCCCGGCCCGGGGGAGAGGAGGGGGGGCGGUUCCCACGGGGAAACACACAUAGAAAUAUAUAUAUAUAUUUUUUUUUCCACCCUCCCUUCCUUUUUUUUUUCUUUUUUUUUUUUUUUUUUCCCUUUUUAAAAUUUGAUUUUUCAUCCGUGGAUAACGAACCGGAGGAGCCGGGGGGGUGGGGGGAGCCCGGUCCCGGCGGGGAGGAGGCGAUGCAGACGCCGCUGGAUCAGCGCUCCGGGGACCGGCCGCAUCCAACUCCCCUGCGGCGCAGGAUGAGGCCCCUCGCCUCCUGCCUGGGCCUGUGGCUCCUCUGCCAGCUGCCUGCCCUGGUCUGCGGGACGCGGGUGGUCUACAAAGUGCAGGAGGAGCAACCCCCCAACACGCUCAUCGGCAGCCUGGCCUCUGACUACGGCUUCCCAGACGUGGGGCACCUCUACAAGCUGGAAGUGGGGGCCCCGUACCUGCGUGUGGACGGCAAGACUGGGGACAUCUACACCACGGAGACCUCCAUCGACCGGGAGAGCUUGCGUGAGUGCCAGCACCUCCUGCCCGGCGAGCCCUGCUACCUGGAGUUCGAGGUGUCCAUCACUGACCUGAUCAUGAACAGCAGCCCACGCCUGCUGGAGGGGCAGAUAGAGGUGCUCGAUAUCAACGACAACACGCCCAACUUCGCCUCGCCCGUUCUCACCCUGACCAUCCCCGAGAACACCAACAUCGGGGCUCUCUUCUCCAUCCCCCCGGCCAUGGACCGCGACUCGGGUCCCAACGGCGUUGCCUCCUACGAGCUGAUGGCCGGCCCCGAGGCGCAGGAGCUCUUUGGGCUGCAGGUGGCCGAGGACCAGGACGAGAAGCAGCCGCAGCUGAUCGUCAUGGGGAACCUGGACCGGGAGCAGUGGGACUCCUAUGACCUGACCAUCAAGGUGCAGGAUGGGGGCAGCCCGCCGCGGGCGAGCAGUGCCCUGCUGCGCAUCACCAUCGUGGACAUGAACGACAACGCGCCCAAGUUCGAGAAGGCCCUCUACGAGGCAGAGCUGUCCGAAAACAGCCCCGUGGGGCACUCUGUCCUCCAGGUGAAGGCCAACGACUCGGACCAGGGUGCUAACGCCGAGAUCGACUACUCCUUCCAUCAGGCCUCAGACAUGGUGCGCCGGCUGCUGCGCCUUGACCGCACCACGGGGCUCAUCACUGUCCAGGGACCCAUCGACCGCGAGGACGUCAGCAUCCUCAAGUUCUCCGUCAUGGCCAAGGACAAGGGGGCCAACCCCAAGAGCGCCCGCACCCAGGUGGUGGUCACCAUCAAGGACAUGAACGACAACGCGCCCUCCAUUGAGAUUCGGGGCAUCGGGCUGGUCACGCACCAGGAUGGCAUGGCAAAUAUCUCGGAGGACGUGCCAGUAGAGACAGCAGUAGCUCUGGUGCAGGUGUCCGACCGAGAUGAGGGCGAGAACGCCGUGGUGACAUGUGUGGUGGCUGGUGACGUCCCAUUCCAGCUGCGGCAGGCAAGUGAAACUGGGAGCGACAGCAAGAAGAAGUACUUCCUGCAGACCACCACGCCGCUGGACUACGAGUCGGUGAAGGACUACACAAUCGAGAUUGUCGCGGUGGACUCGGGGAACCCGCCCCUCUCCAGUACCAACUCGCUGAAGGUGCAGGUGGUGGACGUGAACGACAACGCGCCAGUCUUCAGCCAGAGCUUCACCGAGGUGGCCUUCCCCGAGAACAAUGAGCCUGAUGACCUGGUGAUGGAGGUGAGCGCCAGCGAUGCGGACAGUGGCUCCAACGCCAAGCUGGUUUACUCGCUGGUGACAGACCCCUCGUCCAAGGGCUCCUUCACUAUUGACCCCGACUCUGGGGAGAUCCGAGUGAAGGCGGUGCUGGACCGCGAGCAGCGGGAGCGCUACGAGUUCUUGGUGGUGGCGGCAGACAAGGGCAGCCCCAGCCUCAAGGGCACAGCAUCUGUGGCCAUCAACGUCAUGGACAGGAAUGACAACGACCCCAAGUUCAUGCUAAGCGGCUACAACUUCUCGGUGAUGGAGAACAUGCCGCCCCUCAGCCCUGUGGGCAUGGUGACGGUGAUCGAUGCUGACAAAGGAGAAAACGCCCGCAUCCAGCUGUCGGUGGAGCAAGACAACGGGGAUUUUGUCAUCCAGAAUGGCACUGGCACCAUCCUCUCCAGCAUCUCUUUUGACCGGGAGCAGCAGAGUACGUACACUUUCCGGCUCAAGGCGGUGGACGGUGGGGAUCCUCCCAGGUCUGCAUACGUGGGGGUGACCAUCAAUGUCUUGGAUGAGAAUGACAAUGCCCCCUUCAUCACUUCGCCCUCCAAUGCCACCUACAAGCACAUCCUGCCCCACACGAGCCCUGGCCAGCAGGUGAGCAAGGUCAAGGCAGAAGACAUUGACUCCGGCGUCAACGCGGAGCUGACCUACAGCAUCACGGGAGGCAACCCCUUCGAGCUCUUCCAGAUCUCCCCGCACAGCGGAGACAUCACGCUGGAGAAGGAGAUCCUGCGCAAGCACCACGGCCUGCACCGCUUGGUUGUGCGCGUCAACGACAAGGGCAAGCCCUCGAGGCACGGCACGGCGCUGGUGCACUUCUAUGUCAACGAGACAUUGGCCAACCGCACGCUGCUGGACACGCUGGUGGGGCACAGCCUGGACACGCCGCUCGACAUAGACAUCGCUGGAGACCCCGAAUAUGAGCGCAGCAAACAGCGAAGCAACAUCCUCUUCGGAGUCAUCGCUGGCAUCGUGGCAGUCACCUUGGUCAUCGUGCUGGUUGUGCUGGUGCGCUACUGCCGGCAGCGGGAGGCCAAGAGUGGCUACCAGGCAGGCAAAAAGGAGACCAAGGACCUGUACGCACCCAAGCAGGCCAGCAAGAGCGGUAAGAGCAAGAACAAGGUGAAGAAGAGCAAGUCCCCAAAGCCACCCAAGCCCACGGAGGAUGAGGAGGAGACGGGGCUGCAGAAAUCGCUCAAGUUCAACCUCAUGAAUGACUCUGUCAGCGACAGCCCUCGCAUCCACCUGCCCCUCAACUACCCGCCGGGCAGCCCGGACCUGGGGCGCCACUACCGCUCCAACUCGCCCCUGCCCUCCAUCCAGCUGCAGCCUCAGUCGCCCUCUGCCUCCAAGAAGCACCAGGUGGUGCAGGACCUGCCGGCCACCAACACCUUUGUUGGCACCGGGGACAACAACUCGACGGGCUCCGAGCAGUACUCGGACUACAGCUACCGCACCAACCCCCAGAAAUACACCAACAAGCAGUUACCUCAUCGCCGAGUGACAUUCUCUGCGGCCAGCCAGGCCCAGGACCUGCAGGACCCCUCCCAGCACAGCUACUACGACAGUGGGCUGGAGGAGUCGGAGACCCCGAGCAGCAAAUCAUCGUCGGGACCCCGCAUCGGGCCGCUGGCCCUGCCCGAGGACCACUAUGAGCGCACCACGCCUGACGGCAGCAUCGGGGAGAUGGAGCACCCCGAGAAUGAUCUCCGGCCUCUGCCCGAUGUAGCCAUGACUGGGACCUGUACCCGGGAGUGCACGGAGUUCGGCCACUCCGACACCUGCUGGAUGCCCGGCCAAUCCUCCCCCAGCCGCAGGCCCAAGAACGCCCUCAAACUCUCCACUUUUGUGCCUUACCAAGACAGAGGGAGUCAAGAGCAAGUCGGGAAUGGCAGCCCCAGACUCUCAGAAGAGCGCAGCACCAAAAUGGCCAACCUCCGCCUGCUCCCCACGUACAGUGCCUUCUCCAAUAGUAGCCAUGAGCCCUGCAAGGACUCUCCCAUGGAGGAAAUUCCUCUCACCCAGACCUCGGACUUCCAGCCAGCCACCACCCCCUCGUCCCAGACCACCAAGAGGGAGAUAUACCUGUGAGGCUGGCCCGAGGGGCCAGGAGCAGACGUGCUUCUGAGGCCAGCGUCCAGAGGAACAUUUGAAACUUCGAUGCUUUACAGGCUCCUGUGGCCGGGUCUCCUCCGGGUGGUGGUUGAGGUGCCCAGGGGCUGUGAGGACAGCAGGGCAGGGCAAGGCAGGGAUGGAAGGAGCGCCUUUAUAACCCAUUUUCCGGGGCGGGUGGGAGGGGUGAAGGCAUCCAAAACCCGAUUUCUGAGCACUUGCGGGUGCGUGCCUCUGAACUGCGUGGUCGGGGAGGGCUGGGCAGGCUCCUGGUGCGGAGGGCAUGGCCGGGGAGAAGGGCUGACGUACCAAAGGUCCGCGCAGAGCUGGUGGAGUUCCUGGGGCUUAGGACGAGGGGUGUCCCCGCGCACAGGGAGCGAGCUGCCCGGCUCUUUGCUGUAGACUCCUGUAAAUACGAACCUUAGGAAUGACAUUCAAGUCCUGCCUGAUCGAAACUUUUUAUUGUCCUUGAAACAAAAGACAUUUAAACGAACACACACACACACAAUCCCAAUCCACAGGGAGCAAGUUCCAGCUUUGAAUGGUUUGCUGCGUGGAAGAGCCCGCGGGAGCGCAGCGUCCGGCCCACACUCGUGUUCUAUAUUGUAAAUAGAGAUGUGACCAGUCCCUGAAACAGCAGCUGGGGAGCUGGAGGAGAGGGGCAGCCCUAGCCGGACUGUAGGGACUUGACUAUUUUUCAGCCUGGAUCUCUUUCGGAACGUUGUCACUGUGCCCACAAGCUGCAGGGUCCCUAGGGACUGCCCGGUGCCGUAGGUGGGGGCCGCGCUGGGGGUGUCCCUGGUGGCCCUGCGCCCGAUGGCCGGAGGAGGGACGGGGAAGUCCCCAGGCAAGGGACCGGCUGGGUCCGGAGAAGCCCUCAGUCCCACUCCGCUGGCAGGGAGGUCGGCAUCGGCUGUGGCGUCUCAGCCCAUCGCCUUGUGCCUCCUGCGGGGCCGGGGAUGCCAGUGGGGCCGGCUGUGCCAUGCCUUCGACCUCCGUCCUGUCCGCCUGUAAGCCACCAUUGCCUUCGUCAGGAGGAGCGUUGUCUCAGGGUCACGCCGGGGGCCACCACGCCCCUGCCCGCUGGUGUCCCACCGCCCUUAGGCCACAGGGCCGCUCUCACGGGCUCCAGCUUUCUCUUCCAUUGUCCGGUCCCCGCUGCCCCCGGCUCCCCUGCAGGGUACCCAAGCGGGUGACACCGCGCAGGCGGCGGGGACGGCGCUCCCGGAGAUGCGCACGCCGGAGCGGGGAUGCCCAGGUGGUGCGUCCCUGAGCACCUCCGCCUGUUUUUUGGGUGACCCCAGCAGGAGGGCUCUGGGGGACUCACGCCUCAUUCCUGGGUCACCCUUCCCCCGUCCCCCCCUCCCCGCUGGGACGUGGGGACGGGCUGUGCUGCACCCUUGUUCUUCCCGUACUUGCGCGUCGGUCGUCUUCAUCUCUGGGAUCUUCCUUAGGGAGCAAGGCCAGUGGUAGCUGCAGGACGGUUUCCCCCGCUGCUCACCCUCGGUCCGUGCACGGGGAGAGGCCAGGGCUCUUCUCACCAAUGGCUCGACCAGCACGGGGUGGGGACACCGCAGGGACACGGCGCCCCAGCGCCGCCCCACCGGCUGCUGCGGCCAGCGGGCUGCCCUGCCGGCGCUGCAGUGCCUGUUGGGGACCCCCUGCCCACCUCCCAACUCCAGCAGCCCCUCUCUGAGCAGCUCCUCUCCCUUUGCUUGGGCAGCGGUGGCAGGAUGCGGCCAGCUCCCAGUGACCUGCGGGGCUGCGCGGCCCCAGCCCUGCUCCUCACCUGCCCCGGGGACCUCAGGGUGCCACCCGGAGGGGGCAGGACCCUCCUCCCGGCCCCCCGCUGCUGCUCCCCACCCGCCGGCCGGUGGCCCCGUGGGGCAGGCGCCUCGCUCCAGGUGGCCGUCCGUCCAGGCGUCCCUGCUCUACCCGCGGCCACGCAGUGGGGCCACGCUCUCCUGGCCUGGCUGCCUGAGCAGGUCACGCUCCUGAACUUGUUUUUAAUUGUAGCUCUGUAGUUUCAGGGCCUAACUGGGCAGAAUGUGCAAUUUGGCCGCGCUGGCCAGGAUCUCUGACUCCACUGCCAACUCGACUGCUCACGCCUCCCCGCGGCUCCGGCGGCGGCAGUGUCCGGUGCCCCUCUUGGGGACCCCCCGGCAGACCCAGAUCAGAGGGGUGCUUGUCCAAGACCAGCUUCCCCUGGCUGCUGCCUGCGGGUGGGCUCCCUACCUUCUGCUCGGGGCCACCAGCAGGACCCCGAAGCUCCAAGCCCUGUGGCUGGGGUUGCUGUCUUGUCUCCUGGAGCGCCUGGCGAUGUUCUCGGUGCGAGCGUGUUGCAAAGGGGGGGGUGAGUGCAGAGGGGACAGGUUCCCGGGGACCCAUGGGGUUGGGAGGGAUGGGAGCCGUGGGGAUGGGAGCCGUGGGGAUGGGAGGGAUGGAUGACAUGGGGAUUCGUGCCUUGGGGAUGGGAGCCAAGGGCAUGGGAGGGAUGGGAGCCGUGGGGAUGGAUGUCAUGGGGAUGGGAGGGAUGGAAGCCAUGGGGGUGGGUGACAUGGGAAUGGGAGCCAUGGGAUUGGAGGAAUAAGGGGUGACGAGUUUGGGUGGGCGCUCAGAGGGGUGUUGGGGCUGGGUCUUUGGAGGGGAGCACAGUGGGGUGGUGGAGAGGGGAUGGGCAUCUUGGGGGGGGUGAGGGCAGGUGUAUGGGGAGGAACAGAGGGGGCAGAGGGAGCGGGUCCUCCAUGGGUUGCCAAAGGGGGGCAGCAGAUCCGUGGGGAGGAGAAAAUACUGGGCAUUGGUGCUGGGAUGGGGCAAUGGGGGGGGGGUGAAGAUGAUGGUGUCACUGGGGACCAGUCUUGGGGGGGUGAGGGGGUUGUACGAAGAAGAGGUGCUGUUGGAAAGAAGCUCAUUUGCACAAUUAUAAGCCAGAAGGAUAAAGCCUCCGUGCACGUGGGGGAACGCUCCCCACGGGCUCCAGCCUAGACAAGCACAGGGAAGAGGAGGGGGUUGGAUGCCUCUGCGGGGGGGUUCACCGUAUCUCACACUGCACUAGGACAAGCCAGGGGUAAAACCAAAGGUGGGAGCCAGGGAGCAGGCGGGCUGCGUGGGAAGGAUCUAAGCGACCCCUUUGUAGCUCUUCAGUGUUGGUUCUAUUUAUACGAGAUUUCAUUUCCUUGCUUGUGAUGCCUUGUUUUUUGUACAGUUUUAUGUACAUGCAGGUGUAGCUUUUCUAAAGGAGAAAUCCUAUGGCAGAGUAAAGUACCCAACUAUUUUUCAGAUGGUGACCUAUGUCUAAGGCAACGCCUCUUGCUAAGGUUGUAUUGCUCUCAAUGUGUGAUGCAUUUCCCUGUGCGGGGAAGGCUUUUGGCCUUGGGCUUGGUUUUCCCCGGGCGCUGUGAGCACAAUUGAUUCCCUUGUAACUUUCUGUUCAGAGCAGUGAGCAUGACACCGUCGUGAUCCCCUUUCCGUUCUCUCCUGUUCUGUUUGUUUGCUGAGCUGUCAGAUGACCAACUCCAUUGUAAUUAGCCCUUCCUAAAGCUUUACAAUAAAAGUGUGAAAACCCGG